GCAGGGAGCGGAGAAGGGGAGGAUGCGCCUGGGCCGCCGUCGCGGUUGUUAGUGCUGCUUCGAGGAACCCGAGCCCAGGAAGGGUGGAGUGUGCAUGUGUGUGUGCGCGCAAAAGAAGGAGGCGUCGUCGUCGUGAGGGUGGCUGUGAGGGGCGCCUCGCUCGCUCUACACCACUUUCCCCAUCCUCACCGAUGUUGCUGUGUUUGGGGGCAGUGGGGACAAAGCAACUGCCUGGAAUAUAGGGAUCCCUCUGCACUUUACCUCUCAGCCCCAAGCCCAGGGCUGCUGUUUGCUGUCACUAAAGUCUUUGUAACCAUCAAUCCAAGUGCGGUUUCGAUGGAAAAAUGAAGGUUGCACGUUUUCAACAACUGCCUAAUGAUGACAAUGAAAUAAUGAUUCCUGUCCUGACUUCCAAAAAAGCAAGUGAAUUACCAGUUGAUGAAGUUGCAAGCAUCCUUCAGGCUGACCUUCAGAAUGGCUUGAAGAGCUGUGAGGUUUGUCAUAGACGGGCUUUCCAUGGAUGGAAUGAGUUUGAUAUUGGUGAGGAUGAACCACUAUGGAAAAAAUACAUUUCUCAGUUUAAAAACCCCCUUAUUAUGCUUCUCCUGGCUUCUGCAGUUAUCAGUGUUAUAAUGCAUCAGUUUGAUGAUGCCGUCAGUAUCACUGUGGCAAUACUUAUUGUUGUUACAGUUGCCUUUGUUCAGGAAUACCGUUCAGAAAAAUCUCUUGAAGAGCUGAGUAAACUUGUACCUCCAGAAUGCCACUGUGUUCGAGAGGGUAGGGUAGAACAUACACUUGCAAGAGACUUGGUUCCAGGUGAUACUGUCUGCCUCUCUGUGGGAGACAGAGUUCCUGCGGACUUGCGCUUAUUUGAGGCCGUGGAUCUUUCUAUUGAUGAAUCUAGUCUGACAGGCGAGACAACUCCUUGCUCUAAAGGCACUUCUCCUCAAUCAUCUGCUACCAAUGGAGACCUUACUUCAAGAAGCAAUAUUGCUUUCAUGGGGACACUGGUUCGAUGUGGAAAGGCAAAGGGAAUUGUUAUUGGAACUGGAGAAAAUUCUGAAUUUGGAGAAGUUUUCAAAAUGAUGCAAGCUGAAGAAGCUCCAAAGACACCUUUGCAGAGGAGCAUGGAUCUCCUAGGGAAACAACUUUCCCUGUAUUCCUUUGGUAUAAUUGGUAUAAUUAUGUUGGUUGGCUGGCUGCAAGGAAAGCGUAUCCUUGAUAUGUUUACCAUUGGUGUGAGUUUGGCUGUAGCUGCGAUCCCUGAAGGACUCCCUAUCGUUGUAACGGUAACAUUGGCUCUUGGUGUGAUGAGAAUGGUCAAGAAACAGGCUAUUGUAAAAAAGCUGCCAAUUGUUGAAACAUUAGGCUGCUGCAAUGUGAUUUGUUCAGAUAAGACUGGUACACUGACAAAGAAUGAAAUGACGGUUACCCAUAUAUUUACAGCAGAUGGGCUACAUGCUGAGGUUACUGGAGUGGGCUAUAAUAGGUUUGGAGAAGUUGUGGUUAAAGGUGAUGUUGUUCAUGGAUUUAACAAGCCAUCUGUUAGCAGAAUUGUUGAGGCUGGAUGUGUGUGCAAUGACGCUGUAAUUAGAAACAACACUUUAAUGGGAAAACCAACAGAAGGGGCCUUAAUUGCACUUGCUAUGAAGAUGGGUUUAGAUGGAAUCCAACAGGACUACAUAAGAAAAGCAGAAUAUCCCUUCAGCUCUGAGCAAAAAUGGAUGGCUGUGAAGUGUAAACAUAGAACGCAACAGGACAAACCAGAGAUUUGCUUCAUGAAAGGUGCUUAUGAAGAAGUGAUUCGAUACUGUACAACAUAUAAUAGCAAAGGGCAUAGCUUACCUCUUAGCCAACAACAAAGAGAUCUUUAUCAGCAAGAGAAAGCAUCCAUGGGCUCUGCAGGACUUAGAGUUCUGGCCUUAGCUUCUGGUCCUGAACUUGGACAACUGUCCUUCCUGGGUCUGGUUGGAAUUAUUGACCCUCCAAGAACUGGGGUAAAAGAAGCUGUCACUGCCCUUAUCACUUCAGGAGUAGAGAUAAAAAUGAUUACUGGAGAUUCACAGGAGACUGCAAUUGCUAUUGCUAGUCGCUUGGGACUGUAUGCUAAAAAUUCUCAGUCAGUCUCAGGAGAAGAAAUAGACACACUGGAUAUACAACAGCUUUCACAAAUAGCACCUAAGAUAGCAGUGUUCUACAGAGCCAGUCCCAGACAUAAACUGAAGAUUGUGAAGUCACUACAAAAUAAUGGUGCAGUAGUUGCUAUGACAGGAGAUGGAGUAAAUGAUGCUGUAGCACUGAAAGCUGCAGAUAUUGGAGUAGCAAUGGGGCAGACUGGCACUGAUGUUUGUAAAGAAGCAGCUGAUAUGAUCCUGGUGGAUGAUGACUUCCAGACAAUAAUGUCUGCCAUUGAAGAGGGUAAAGGGAUUUAUAAUAACAUUAAAAAUUUUGUUCGAUUUCAACUUAGCACGAGUAUAGCUGCAUUGACAUUAAUCUCAUUGGCCACAUUAAUGAACUUUCCUAAUCCUCUCAAUGCCAUGCAGAUCUUAUGGAUCAACAUUAUCAUGGAUGGACCUCCAGCACAAAGCCUUGGAGUUGAGCCUGUGGAUAAAGAUGUCAUUCGAAAGCCUCCAAGAAAUGUCAAGGACAGCAUUUUGACCAGAAAUCUUAUUGUUAAAAUAUUAGUUUCGUCUAUAAUUAUUGUAUGUGGAACAUUGUUUGUCUUCUGGAGAGAGCUGCGUGACAAUGUCAUAACACCCCGAGAUACAACAAUGACCUUCACUUGCUUUGUAUUUUUUGAUAUGUUCAAUGCUUUGAGUUCCAGAUCUCAGACUAAAUCUGUGUUUGAGAUUGGACUCUGCAGCAACAAAAUGUUCUGUUACGCAGUCCUUGGAUCUAUCAUGGGGCAGCUACUAGUAAUCUACUUCCCUCCUCUUCAGAAGGUUUUUCUUACAGAGAGUCUAAGCAUACUAGAUUUGCUCUUUCUUCUGGGCCUCACCUCCUCAGUGUGUAUAGUUGCAGAACUGAUGAAGAAGGUUGAAAGAAGCAGGGAGAAGACCCAGAAACAUGGCAGAUCUUCAACUUUAGCAUCUUUUCUUGAUGUAUGAUGCACAUUGCAUUUUUCUGUUUGCAAAACUAGAAACUGCUGUCUAUGUAGGAGGAAAUAACUUGAGAAGAUAAAGGGCUUUUGAAUAAGUCCUCCUUUUCACUGAUGGAUGAUGAACAUUGGCAAUUUUAAAGACUGUUUAAUUCUAAACUUCCAGCUGGGGGAGUAAGGAACAAAAUUAUGCAACUUUGGUAAUAUUUUUUCCUCAAAGACAACUUUACUUUUCAGAUUGAAUGGAACUUUGUAAGUGUGAGAGAGGCUACUUUAAAAUGAAGUAAAUGUCAAUGUCUCACCCACCUUUUUGCUCGUAAGAGAUAUAUGUGUAUAGAAACGUAUUAGAAUAAAAUAUUUUAGUUUUAUUUUUUAAAAAAACUUUUAUGGUGGUGGUGGGAAUUUGCUAUUAAAUAUUUAAGGCAUUCCAUCUGGUUUGGCGUGAAUUACAAGAUUGCCAUAUUUCAGCACCUGUAUUUAUUUACAUUAUCCUGCAAUGUGUACCUUGUGCUACUUUUUUUUGUAUUCUAAGUUCUUUGCACAGGAUGUGACCACUGUCGGAUCAUUGUCUUUUCUUUCUUUUUGUGAUUGAAAAGCCUAUAUUGCAAUUUUGAAACAAAUGUCUGCUUUUCUUAAAAUGUGUGAAUGUGUAACUUGGUAUUUUAAAUGAAGAUGGGUAACAAAUUGGAAAA
Elgaria multicarinata webbii is the source of this 3789-nucleotide messenger RNA. RefSeq names its product ATPase secretory pathway Ca2+ transporting 1 (gene ATP2C1). Gene Ontology annotation, cellular component: endoplasmic reticulum; plasma membrane; Golgi membrane. The coding region runs from base 345 to 3107 and encodes 920 amino acids. Gene Ontology annotation, molecular function: P-type calcium transporter activity; ATP hydrolysis activity; ATP binding. The record is from RefSeq and is a predicted model, not a curated record. The transcript has 28 exons. Gene Ontology annotation, biological process: calcium ion transmembrane transport; intracellular calcium ion homeostasis; manganese ion transport. NCBI's taxonomy places the organism in Eukaryota, Metazoa, Chordata, Lepidosauria, Squamata, Anguidae.